Anopheles darlingi is the source of this 2759-nucleotide messenger RNA. Its product is annotated as leucine-rich repeat flightless-interacting protein 2. The record is from RefSeq and is a predicted model, not a curated record. NCBI's taxonomy places the organism in Eukaryota, Metazoa, Arthropoda, Insecta, Diptera, Culicidae. The coding region runs from base 458 to 1729 and encodes 423 amino acids. The transcript has 3 exons. Gene Ontology annotation, biological process: regulation of DNA-templated transcription.
CUCUUGCGCUCCGUGAAAUGGGGAUUUUUUAAGGUUUUUGGGCUUCUUGAUAAAGAUAUAGGUGAUAUGAGUGAAUUCAAGUCGUUUCCCAACACCCGCCGUUGUUCCCUUUGCAAAAGUGGGUCGGAAAAGUGUAAGAAACUUGGAAAACCGCAGCGCGAAGGAUCCCCAAAAAGACCGAACAGAAAUCUAUAGUCUUUAUGGGUAUAGUCUUUUAGUCAUAUAAGAUCGGCCACCAAAAAGGAUUUUAAAUCUUUUUACAACCGGAAAUCAACCCAAGAGGAUUUAGUAAUCUGCGGCCGAGAUCUGGGUGUCCCAAGAGGAAACCAUCUGAAGCCGCAAGAUCUCCAGCACUUACGGCAACGGAAACGAACAUCCUGACAAAGAAACAUCCGUAGGAAUCGUUAACAGAAAGAACAGCAGCAUAAAAACCCUCUGCUAAAUCCUCUUCAUCGACAUGGACACUCCCGUGGGGCGUCGCCGGAGUAAUUCUCGCGUGAAUGCCGAGGACCAGGCACUAGAUCAAAUCGCCAAGGAGGGCGAAGCUCGCCUAGCGGCUAUCCGCCAAGCACGAGCCGAGGCUCGCGAGAUCCGGAUGCGUGAGCUCGAGCGCAAACACCGGGCACAGGAAGUAAACGCGGACCGUGCAUUCGACCUGCAACAGAUGGUCGCCACAACGGAAGGAGCCGUACCUGCUGGUGGUGUUGGUGGUGGUGGCAAACCCAGCGGUAACGUCAUCCUGCCCUCCACCAGUUGCUCCAACGCCCUGCUAGCUUCCCGCAUCGAACGCGCCGUUACCGAGCUGGCCUCGUCGAGUGCAAAGAUUGUAGCCAGCUCGAGCAAUACUGCCGCCACGAAGGAAGAAUUGCUACAGGGCAUGUCGAACAAUCUGCAGGAGGUCCGGGACUGCUUCCGCUCGAACAUGGUGGAGUUGGCGCAGCUCGAUAACGAUCGGACAGCCUGCAGUUAUCAGAUUGAGCUGUUGAAGGAUUCGUUGAACGACGUGGAGGAGGAGUUCGCGCAACUACAGCGCGAAUAUCGCGACAAGUGCAAGGAUCGCGAGGCUACAAAGCGAGAGAAUGACAAACUGCUCGAGGAGAUUCGACUCGUCCAGGGCCAGCUGAUGGAGCGCGAUUCGCUUAUCGCCAAGCACGGGCUGAUCAUAGUAACCAUCGAGAACGAAGACGGAACGGAUGCACAUCGGGCUCUGGUUAGCAACGAAAACGCUGACCUACUAGGAUCCGCCACGGGUUCGUUAGAUACACGCCUUCAGCAGUUCGCCAAGGAGAAGACCGAACUGCAAGCACAGCUACAGAGCAUACAGGAGGAGCUUAAGGAUAUCAAAAGCAAAGGGCGCCGAUCGGUGCCCCCGGGUGGAGGGGACGAUGACUUCAACGAGGACGCUCUGAGGGAUGCUAACAAGCAGAUCAACGAGUACCGAAACCGGCUGCAGAGUGCAAUGAAGGAGAAUGGAAAUCUACAGGCUAGUCUCGCUCGUGCGGAAUCGCUGGUGAUUCGUUUCCGCAGCACUGCCGAAGCAUCCGAGAGGGCCGAGAACGAGCUUAAGCUGGAGCGUCGCAAGCUGCAGCGGGAAAAGCGUGAGGCUGAAGAACGUGCGGACGAGCUCGAGACUACCAAUAACCAUCUACGGACACGACUGGAAAAAAUGCGUUCCUCCAAGAACGCACUACUGAAGUCGCUCGACAGGCGGCACGACGAAGACUGUUGAACGCUGGUGGCGAAGGUACCAGGUCACGAGUAUUACGCAGCAUUAUGUUAACCUUUCAUUUUAGCAGCAUUACUGAGGAGCAUUUGUUUAUAUUAUUAUUUGGCCGCGUGAUAGACUAGUAGUGUUAGCGGCAUCGAACAAUGGCGACACACGCUUUAAGCAACUGUGCGAUCUUGCAAAGGUCUUGGAAUCUUGGAAGACCAUCAUCAUAACGUAACACCAACAUCAACUAUAGUUAUGUACAAGACAGAACAAAAGAACACUUUCCCUUCCCACACCUUCUUCAGAUGCUCAAUGCUCACCUGUACUGCACGGAGUAAGCAGGUCAGGGCUAGGCAGGAACGUAGGCAAAGCAACCCGGUUAAUGCGUUGCCAUAGCGAUAUGAGCAUGCAAAUUCCUAUUCCUGUUUGCUUCCAAAGUAGUACAUACUAUGCUUUAAGUGCCAGCAUGCCAUGCCACAGAGUAUCUGCUAGCCUUCCGGAACGAAUGCAGGCAGCGAUGUAUGUAUCCUCUAGCUGUAAGGCCUUUAUACAAACAAUGCCACAAUGUAUAGAGAAGCAUUUAUAAGGAUUAAUUAACGAGUUAACGACAAAUAGAGAGGGCAUGUCUAUUGUUUAAGUUGUUUGUAUGUAAAAAAAUCCAAUUUGUCAGCGGCGAUCAUCUGUCGUUUUGAAGGAUAAAUACUCCUUGUAACUAAUCCAGCUAAUCUUUGCUGGCGUCCGGCGUCACCGUUAAUAUCCUCCAAGAGCUUCUGUUCCACAAUUUUCCCCCACUUUUUUGGUCUACGGAAUCAUAAUUGUAGCAAAUUAUAAAUAAAUGGAAUGCAAACCUGAUUUUUUUUCUGACGAGAGGAUUCAAUCGGAAAAGCUGUUGUACAUAACCUUUUUUAUGAACAAGCAUCUUCAUUCUACUGAUUGAGAUCAUUCUAAGAAUAUAUUGAAAUAAACACAGGGUCUACGAUGACAUCAUACAUGGAGGGUCGCACAUGGCAGACGAUCGUCACGAUGUCAUCAUGAACAGAACCUACCU